This is a messenger RNA of Acanthamoeba castellanii str. Neff, 1239 nucleotides long. Its product is annotated as actin subfamily protein. The coding region runs from base 1 to 1239 and encodes 412 amino acids. Lineage: Eukaryota; Discosea; Longamoebia; Acanthamoebidae. The record is from RefSeq and is a predicted model, not a curated record. Gene Ontology annotation, biological process: mitotic cytokinesis. The transcript has 7 exons.
AUGGAAGCCCCGCCCAAGCCCAACACCACCGUCGCUGCUGCUGCCACCCUCGACUUUGGCAGCGCGUUGGUGUUCGUGCCGGACCACGACGAACAAGAAGAUAUCUACGAAGAUGAGGUGGAGGACGGGAUAGCGGCGUGCGCACAGGCGCAGGCCAAGCUGUGGGCCGAGGCCGCCAAGGAGGCCAAGGAGGGCGGCGAGGGAGCCGCACCGGCGCCGGUCGACCCGGGCUUCCUCCGCGAGCUGCAGCGCAUGGGUGAAGACUCCCAUGUCGCCCGCUCCCGUGGGCGUAACGAGAACCACAGCGAUGCGAUGGCGUCGCAUCUGGGCGUGUUCAACUCCUCGCGACGACUGCAGCCGCGCUACCAGGGCGCCAAGGCCAAGAAGUUCGACUCGCUGUGCCACAACCGCGCCACGGCCGAGAUGCAAGUGCGCAAGGAGAAGCAAGCCAAGCUCGAGGAGAUCGCGCGACAGAACAAGGAAGAGGAAGGCGAGAAGGAGGUGGAGGAGCCGCAGGAGCAGCAGUCGCCCUUCGUUGGCGGCGAGAGCAUCAACACGGAAGAGGUCCAGGCGAUCAUCAUCGACAACUGCUCCAGCCUGAUGAAGGCCGGCUUCGCAGGCAACGACGCGCCUUCGGCGGUGUUCCCGACGGUGGUGGGCCGCCCGCGCCACUCGGGCGUGAUGGUGGGCAUGGGCCAGAAGGACUCGUACGUGGGCGACGAGGCCCAGUCCAAGCGUGGCAUCCUCACCCUCAAGUACCCCAUCGAGCACGGCAUCGUCACCAACUGGGACGACAUGGAGAAGAUCUGGCACCACACCUUCUACAACGAGCUCCGCGUGGCCCCCGAAGAGCACCCCGUCAUCUUGACGGAGGCCCCGCUCAACCCGAAGGCCAACCGCGAGAAGAUGAUGCAGAUCAUGUUCGAGACCUUCAACGUACCGGCGGUCUACGUCAUGACGCAGGCCGUCGGCGCGCUCUACGCGUCCGGGCGCACGACCGGCAUGGUGCUGGACUGCGGCGACGGCGUCACCCACUCAGUGCCCAUCUACGAGGGCACGCCAGUCGCCCACGCUGUGUAUACACGCAGCUGUCGGCCGACUGGACCUGGCCGGGCGCGAUCUGACGGACUACCUCAUGAAGAUCCUCACCGAGCGCGGCUACUCGUUCACCACCACGGCCGAGCGCGAGGUCGUGCGCGACAUCAAAGAGAAGCUGUGCUACGUGGCGCUGGACUUUGA